AGCAACAAACAAACAGAGAAACAGGACAACAGAGAGACAGAGAUUCAUUCCUCCAUCAUGCAAGUCCUUUCCAGUCUGGCGUUGGUUCUGAAGAACAUUUGGACACUCUCCUUCCUCCGGGACCUUCUGUGUGAAUUUGUGGGCACUGCCCUCUUCCUCUUCGCCAGUCUGGCCUCGGUGGUGCUACGGCCCCAGCUUCCAGCCUGGGAUGGUAGCCUCUCCAGUCCCACCAGUGAUCAUCAUCUCCAUGCCUUGUCCUUCGAGUCAGACCCAUCCUCUCUCUCGGACACCCAGCCCCUCUCCGAGUGCCACCCUGACCCCCUGCAUGUGGCCCUGGCGUUCGGGGCCUCUGUGGCUGUGGUAUCUGUGUGCCUGGGUCCUGCUACCUCUGGAGGAGGGGUCCACCUGAACCCGGCUGUGACCCUGGCUCUGGCUGCAGGACUGAGGGUGAGCCCCUGGAGAGCUGUCCUCUACGUGGGGGCACAGCUCCUCGGUGCACUCUGUGCCUGUGCCCUCCUCAUGGGAAUGGUGCCUGCCCCACUCAGAGGGCAUUUGGGGCUCAACGAGGUGAGUCACAUCUGAUUCAUUUUUAUUUGAUUCUAGGUUGUAGUGAAGUAUUGUUUUUCUGUAGUAUUAUAGCUUCCGAAAAUACAUUAUUAGAAAUGUUUUGCCAAAAUCUUCUUUGUAUUUUUGUAUUUUUGCUUAAUUGAUUAUGGGUGUUUAUGGGUUAUGGGUGUUAUAAACAUUAUCUGUAAAAUGUUUCUUUUUCCAGGUAGCCUUGGGUGUCCACCCAUGCCAAGCCUUCUCAGUGGAGACAGCCAUCACCUUUCAGCUGGUAGUCUGUGUCCUCGCUACGUCACGACCCAAAUCAGCCUUCCACCUCCUGGGUCCUGUAGUGGUCGGCUUGUCUGUCACUUUGGGAAAUCUAGUAGCGGUAAGGAAGAUGACAGAUCCUAUUUGUGUUAGUUUAAAUUCUGUCUGGCCACAAUAGAGUUGCUAUGGGUAAUUUGAUGGAUUUUGUCAAUUAAAACAUUUUGUAGAUCUUUACAUUUGUCUUAUCUUUUGAUUUCAUGCCCCCCCUUCUCUCUUAUUCUCCCUCUCUCUCUCUUUACCUUCUUCCUCUGACCAGAUUGGGUACACUGGCUGUGGGAUGAAUCCUGCUAGGUCUUUUGGUCCAGCUGUGGUCACUUUAAAAUUUCAUAACCAUUGGGUGAGUCUGGCCAAGUUGACUAUCUCUCAUUGUGCUCCAUGAAAAUUACAAAAGUAUAUUGACGCUAUUUACUAACAUCACACCAUAGUGCACACAUACAAAACUACUUACAAAAAAAGUAUCUCUCUCCUCUGCAGGUGUAUUGGGUGGGGCCGUGUGUGGGGGCGUUACUUGCUGGCCUACUACAUGACCUGGUGCUCCACCCACGAUGGGGUUGCCCUGGCGACUGGUUGGCUGAGUUUAAGGAACUGUUUCCCAAGGAUCCACUUAAACAGCCCACCACCUUGGAACACACAGUGGAGUAGAGAUGGAGGCAGUUCUCUUACCAUUCUUCGACCAUUGACCAAAGGUGACCACACACCAUUCUCUGAUAUCUGACCACUUGCCACUGGUGUACACAAGUGGCCAUGCUAGCUGGGUCCAUCGUUGAGUAACACGGAGUGAAGAAACUCAAAAUGUGUACACAUCUACAGUAUUCAUGCACAUCUACAUUGUAGCUAUGAUAAUAUACUCUGCUGUAUUCUCUGGGAGACUGCGCUCUCCUCUCUUUCCCUGAAUGUACUGGCUAGUUUCCUUUCUGGCUAGUUCUGCGAUAUUUCAGAACUGAACAAAGCACUAAUCCACCAUCUCAGGUUCUUCACAAUCAUGUUGUUUGUCAGCUUGACUUCAUUUUGUGCAUCUUUGUACCUCUCUGAGGUGUCGAACCAUCUGUAGAUGCAGACAAUUUAUAUUCAGACCAAAGCCUAGAUAUUUGUAUGAGUGUCCAAGGUGAUUUCAUUCAGGUCAGUUAAAGUACGGGUACAGUUCUUCAACAAGCUGUGUAAUCAUUCACAUUAUGGGACAGAUCACUAUGAUAUGUGUUUUUAUAUAACACUAUCAUGGGGUUUGUCCUGUUAUACAUAUUUCAAUGACAGCUGUAUGACUCAGUAAAAUGUUCUUUAUUAUAGAAUUAAUUCUACAUUUGUUUUUCACUAAAUUGAAACAGA
Molecule: messenger RNA, 2196 nt
Organism: Coregonus sp. 'balchen'
Lineage: Eukaryota; Metazoa; Chordata; Actinopteri; Salmoniformes; Salmonidae
Source: the annotation of a GenBank genome assembly